Cucumis melo (muskmelon) is the source of this 1654-nucleotide messenger RNA. RefSeq lists its product as uncharacterized. The record is from RefSeq and is a predicted model, not a curated record. Gene Ontology annotation, cellular component: UDP-N-acetylglucosamine transferase complex; extrinsic component of endoplasmic reticulum membrane. The transcript has 4 exons. The coding region runs from base 275 to 808 and encodes 177 amino acids. Gene Ontology annotation, biological process: dolichol-linked oligosaccharide biosynthetic process. NCBI's taxonomy places the organism in Eukaryota, Viridiplantae, Streptophyta, Magnoliopsida, Cucurbitales, Cucurbitaceae. Gene Ontology annotation, molecular function: hexosyltransferase activity.
ACACUUUUCCAAAAUAUCCUCACCCUUUCCGAUUUUCGGCGAGCGUUGAGUUCGACACUCUUCCCUCUCUCCGGUCAGCUUCGGAGGAAAAAAAAAAAAAAAAAACUCUGUUUCAGCCGUCGCUGUCUUAGGAGUCCAUUGCUGCGCUGUCGCUGGUGUCCGUCGCAGCUGGUCGUCGGUGCCCGUCACACCCUAGGUUUCUGUCCUGUUCUCGGCAUCAUCGUGGGUGAUUUUUUCUUCCUCUGUUUUCGGGUUUUGUAUCAUAAAAUUUGGAAUGGGAGAUUCUGAAGUUGGUGGUAAAUUGACGAGGAUGGUGUUUGUUACUGUGGGAACAACGUGUUUUGAUGCUUUGGUUAGAGCAGUGGACACUGAGCAAGUGAAACAAAUACUAUAUGCUAGAGGCUAUACCCACCUUCUCAUUCAAAUGGGACGUGGUACAUACAAUCCAACCAAGUCCCAUGGAGAAGAUGGGCUUGUUGUAGACUAUUUCUCCUUCUCUUCAAGCAUAGCUGAUCAUCUAAAAUCAGCAUCUCUUGUAAUUAGCCAUGCUGGGUCCGGAAGCAUAUUUGAGACGUUGAGACUGGGUAAACCUUUGAUUGUUGUAGUAAACAAAGAUCUAAUGGACAAUCAUCAAAUUGAACUUGCAGAAGAACUAGCUGAAAGGAAGCAUUUGUAUUGUGCUCGUCCCCAAACACUACAUCAGACUAUAGAGAGCUUGAAUUUGGAGUCUAUAAUUCCAUACACACCAGGUGAUGCUAAACCAGUUGCCGCGCUCAUUAAUAGGUUUCUAGGCUUUCCAGAAGAUUGAUGAAGUUGUAAAGCUUCUUUCUCCAAAUUAAAACUCUUUAGUUCUUGAGAUUAUCAAUGUUAGUAGCUUCUCCAAAACCCCAAGAGAAACAAAAUUUUGGCUUUUCCUCGUUACUUUUUCAAACAAUCAUCCUGUCAACUGUGAGCAUAAGUUGGCUUCCUGUACUUUUUCAUGAACCAACAAUAUCUAUCCGAAAGCAGCGACAUCGAUGACUCUACAAUUACCCAUCUACAUGCUGGCCAGGUCAUAGAUAUCUUCAGUCAGUUUUGACAUUUUCCAGAAAGUGGUAGAGAAGGUAACUUUUGGUAUCAAUUAUAAUUUUUGAGCAUGUGAGUGAUGCUGAUUGAUCAGCAAUUGAGAGAUUUUAAGAUCAUUGAGUCUUCGAUGUGAUGACAAAUUCACAUAAGCCAAAUUUUGGAUGGCAGUCAUAUUUGGAAGAGAUGAGCUUUUUACUUUAUACUAUCUGCAUAAUUUAUAUUAUACUUUGAGUUGGAAGUUCAUGGAAAUUAACUCAUCUUCAUUCUUUCAAGGCCAGCUAAUCUCUUAUGUACAACAAAAUAACUAAGCAACAAUAUGACAUAUCUUGUGAGCUCCAGUUCAUCAUGUUGAAUAGCAGAGAGUUGAGAGGGACUGUUAAAGAUAGGAGACAAAAUUCUACACAUGCUGAUGAUGAUAUUUGACAAUGGAGAGUGGGGCCAUCUAAGCUAAGGUAGCAAUGUCAAUUUCAAAUGUUUUGUAGAAUUAAAGGUUUGUUCAUAUUGAUUUGUUAUAAGAAAUUGGUGUUAAAGUGUUGUUUACUCAAUAUUUUUGUGUGAUUUAAAGCUUUUUGUUGAAGUUGAGAUUAAA